Messenger RNA from Phalaenopsis equestris, 1974 nucleotides. Its product is annotated as transcription initiation factor TFIID subunit 12. Gene Ontology annotation, molecular function: DNA binding; TBP-class protein binding; protein heterodimerization activity. Gene Ontology annotation, biological process: RNA polymerase II preinitiation complex assembly; DNA-templated transcription initiation. The transcript is spliced from 8 exons. Gene Ontology annotation, cellular component: transcription factor TFIID complex; SAGA complex; SLIK (SAGA-like) complex. The coding region runs from base 128 to 1720 and encodes 530 amino acids. Lineage: Eukaryota; Viridiplantae; Streptophyta; Magnoliopsida; Asparagales; Orchidaceae. The record is from RefSeq and is a predicted model, not a curated record.
GGUAACAAAAUCCCUCGCAGAAACCGCCACAGCCUCUUGAACUCGACUCCUUGUCUUCUUAUCUCGCUGGCAAGCCGAUUUCUACUUUGGCGGUCCCUCUCGAUCUCUGCGGGUUGGCUUCAAAUCCAUGGAACCACCUGAAGCGCCAUCGUCUGCGGAUCCAUUGCAGCACACUGCGGCGGAGCCCCCUCCGGAGGAACCGAUACUGCAACUUCCAUCCGAAGCUCAACCAACAAUAACACCGACGCCAUCGUCAUCGGCAGUCUCUGUUUCCUUGUCCUCGUCGUCGCUCUCCUCUGCUGUUUCUCCUUCGCAGCCCCAAUCACAAUCAUCUCUGCAUCAACGACAGCCUGUCGCCGCCCGUACUCGAUCUCACACUCAAUUGGGGCAAUCCCAAUCCACUCCUUCCACGUCCUCAUCCUCUUCUUCCGCCUCUUCGAUCCAGAAAAACGGGCCCUCGAUCGGCCUCCCGGCUGCCCUUCCCCAUCACGCAAGGCCGCCGUCCUCCGCGGGUUAUUCCUACGGUUACCCGUCGCACUUUAGCCAGCCAUUUGCGAGCUCCAGCUCUCCAUCACAAUCGCUAAGCCAGCCCUUCGGCGGCUUUCCUCGGAGUUCCCUGCCCACGGCGGAGCAAUCUUCGGGCUCUAACGCCCCUUCUGCCUCAUUCAGCCAGCCUUUUUCUGCGAUGCCCCGCAGCUCUGCUGGGGCGCCGGAUCAGCAGCCCAACUCUAAUCCUCAGUUUAAGCCGCCAGUUCCUGGUGUCCAAACAAUUGGGAUGAUAGGUUCUCUCAGUGGUGCUCCGCGGAUGAAAGCAAGUGGGAUUCAGCAUCAACAAAGACUUGGCCAACCGAUUGAUAAAUCCCUGCCUCAGUCGGCCACCAAUCAAACUUCAAACGCACAACUGCAGAAUUUCCCAAAUCCUGGAUUAUCAAGACCUUCCAUGCCUUCACUAAAUGCCCCGAUAUCUGCACCACAGAGUGCACAAUCCCUUCAACAGCAAUGGAUGGCUAAUCAAGGAAAGCAAACAUAUGGGACUUCAUUUCCUUCUUCUUCACAUAGGCCCCAUACAAAGCAACAGUAUUCACCGCCAGUUACUCCAAGUCAGCUGCAGGUUUCAUCUUCCCAACAGCAGCAACAACAACAAAAGCAAGUUCAGCUGCAGCUGCAGCAACAUAAUCUUCAACAACAACAGAAUUUUUCCAUGCCACAUCAUUUGCAAGAUCUCCACAGUAAUAGGAACCAACAAUCACUUCAACAGCAACAUCAACAAGGUCCCAAAGGUCAUGCUUCUAUAAAUCAAAGGUUAAACAAACAAUUAGGACAACCAGUUUCAGGUAAUUCUGGGUCUGCCAUUCCAAUAACUGAAGACCCUCCUGAAACUGGUAAUCAGAUUCUCAGCAAAAGAGGCAUUCAGGAGCUGUUAGCCCAGAUUGACCCGUGUGAGAAGUUGGAACCAGAAGUUGAAGAUGUGCUUAUGGAGAUAGCUGAUGAGUUUGUCGACUCUAUAACAACAGCUGCUUGCUCAUUGGCUAAGCAUCGAAGAUCCACUGCACUGGAAGCUAAGGACAUAGUUCUAUAUGUAGAGAGAAAUUGGAAUAUGACACUUCCUGGCUUUGGUGGAGAUGACAUCAAGUUAUAUAAGAAGCCUCAUACAACUGACAUUCAUAAGGAGAGGCUUGCGAUGGGAAAUAGGUUUACAACACAAUACAACAGAAAAUAACAACACCGACAUACACGACACAAGCAACACCGUGGAUUCAGAUGGUUGGCAAUGGUGGUGGCAACCAAGAAAUGCUGAUGGCAGCGAGGAGGAGGUGCAGAAUUGUAGGGACAACAAGUAUGGAGAGUCAUUGGUGAUCGACGACAGGCGGACGGGUGGCUAGAAGGUGCUGCACAACAAAGUAAAUGCAGGAGAUGGAGCUGCCGAUGUUGAGGAAGGGCAUUUGGAGUGACCGGUGAUUGUCCUUUUGCCUC